This is a messenger RNA of Staurois parvus, 474 nucleotides long. The record is from the annotation of a GenBank genome assembly. NCBI's taxonomy places the organism in Eukaryota, Metazoa, Chordata, Amphibia, Anura, Ranidae.
GCUGAUCAGAGGGAAAUGCAAGUGCCGGGCACUGAUGAUCAGUGCCCUGAUGAUCGGUGCCCAGCAGUGCCACCCCCAAGUUCCGCCCACCUGUGCCCAGCAGUGCGCCCACUAGCUCCGCCCACCUGUGCCCAGCAGUGCACCCACCUGUGCCCAGCAGUGCACCCACCUGUGCCACUCUGCAGUGUCACACACCUGUGCCCAGAAGUGCCACCUACCUGUGCCCAGCAGUGCCACCCACCUGUGCCCACCCACCUGUGCCCACCAGUGCCACCCACCUGUGCCCACCCACCAGUGCCACCCACCAGUGCCACCCACCAGUGCAGCCCAGCAGUGCUGCCAGUCAGUGCCACCAGUCAGUGCCCAGGGGUUGUGCCAGUCAGUGCCGCCAGUCAGUGCCCAGCAGUGAUGCCAGUCAGUGCCGUCUAUCAGUACCCAUCAUCAGUGUCACCUAUCAGUGCCGCCUAUCAGUGC